Messenger RNA from Durusdinium trenchii, 1035 nucleotides. Lineage: Eukaryota; Dinophyceae; Suessiales; Symbiodiniaceae. The record is from the annotation of a GenBank genome assembly.
AUGGCAGCAGCAAGACUUUUCCAGCAGUUGGAACCUCAUGUGCUUCAUGUGCCCAAAACUCCAAGUGCUUUCAAGCUGGAGGAGAUCUCCUACACCCCGCCGAAGACCGAAAAGCCGCCCGAGCCACGCAGCAAAUACGAAGUGCCGCCAGAGGAUUGGGUACCUCCAGAUACCUUCCCAGAGAAUCGCUUUCCCAAUGGGCAGCUUAAGCCACACGGUCAAAAGAUGAAAUGUGACAAAGGCAUUGACUUUGCGCAGACCUGCCCCAUUGGCUGGACCUAUGUGCCUAAAGGAUUGAAUGGUCCAGAGUGUAAGGCCCCGCCAAAUUUUUAUACAGAGACCAAUUGGUGCCGACAGCAGCUUACGCAGCGACAAGCUAUCCCCGCAUCCAUAGAUGAGUGGAGGAAGAAGGAACUCUAUGAUGCAUGCUGGUUGCUGUGGCCCUGCCGUGAUUUGAAGCACAACUACCGAAGGCCGUGCCCACAGGGUUGGACUUGGGAGCAAAGCGGUACAUGUUCUGCACCCUAUUUCUAUCGUGGCACCUGUCCAUUCUCCGUCAACCUGCUGAACUACACGAAGGGCAUGAAGGCGACAUUUGCCGCAAACUGUGGGGUUGGUUGGCCAUUGGAUAGCAGCUACGAGCCACAGCCGCCGCCGCUGCCAGCCAAGUAUCCCUCACACGCACCAGGCAAGAAGCCAGCCUGGGAAUGCAAGCGGAACUACAACCGGACGUGCCCAGAUGGCUUCAACUUUGAUGGCGUCAUGUGUCACGAGGAUGGAACCUAUCUUGGGGCCAAUAUGAAGAACUGUGCGCACUUCGAUGCAAGACGCUGGACAGAUGAAAUGAAAGAAGCGUUUGCUGGUCACUGCCAUGUUUGGUGGCCUUGCGUUCAGGGUCCAGGACCAGCCAAAGGCAUGCCAAAUGGGCCUGUCAUUCAAGCCGCUGCUGAUGGAUUAUCUGGAUUGGAGCUGGUGCUGUGGAAGCCAAAGAGAAGCCGAGCCUCGCCAGCCUCGCAGGUCAGGUGCUUCCUUUAG